Molecule: messenger RNA, 4109 nt
Organism: Sciurus carolinensis (gray squirrel)
Lineage: Eukaryota; Metazoa; Chordata; Mammalia; Rodentia; Sciuridae
Gene: Tex38
Product: testis expressed 38
Exons: 1
Source: RefSeq, a predicted model, not a curated record
GCAGCUGCUGGAUCUUGUCCCGGUAGCGGUCGUAGAAGGGGUUGGCCUCAAGCUCGGCACCGACCCCACUGCCCUCCGCGCCCCCAGAUGGCCCGCCCGAGCCGAGGCGCACAGGGAACACGCGCAGCUGUGCGGGUGAAACGAACCCCAGGCUCAGGGCGCGGCUCCGCACCGCGCACAGGCCCCGGUAGAGCCCAGCCACCUGCAGGACGGCUGGGCCCGCGCCACCCGCCGCCGCCACCACAGCCGCCAUGGCCGCCCCCGUGUCCUCCUCCUCUGGAGCGUCGGCCCCCGGCCCGCGCGUCCCCUCCAUCGUCCUCCGGGUCUGCGGCGCCCGCGCUACGCCACCGUGGUUCCGGGCGCCCGAGGUUCCGGGUUCAGGAGAUACGCCAGGUGAAGCGGUGAAGAGGGUGAAGGGUUGGGGACAGGGGAUAGAAGGGGGAUCAACGCUCCAGCCCCUGCGCUCUUGCCGCCCUGCGUGCGCCACGGCCCGCCUCCUCCCGAGAGCCGGCCCGGAUUCACGCCCUCCCUCUCGAGACCAGCAGUCUCUGCGCGCUAAUCCUCUGGAGAGCCGGCGGAACUUUAGGGUCUUCUCGGAGCUUGCUUCUUUUAAAAUUCACUUGACACUCAAGUAGCAGUCUGUUCUUUUACUUCUAAGUUUUUUUCACCAACCAUCCUCACAGCUACGGCUUCUCUUUACUGAGUUUUCUAGGUGCAGUAAACCUCAUCGGAUGCAUAUCCUUUGAGGCAGGCAUUAUCCUCCUUUUACACAUGAGGAAGCUGAGGCUGAGGGUGUAAUAUUAAAUGACUUCUCCAAAUUCUACCCAAGAGCUGACCUUUUUCAUAAUGGCAGCUGCUUCCAAAGUCUUUUUUCCCUCUGCUUCCUGACAUCUAAUUGCAGCUCUAGCCAAACUGAACUACUUCCUAGAGUCACCAGGAAUUUCCCUUGACAAGUCUUUAUUAAGGCUUUUUUGGAUCCCUGGAAUGCAUUCUACCUCUUCCUCAACCCAGAUGCCACUAUCUUUUUCACCUCUAGAACUAUGUGUGAGCUCCUGAGGUCAGGGACAGUGACAUCCACAUCUGUCUCACCGGUCCCAGCCUGAGUGGACCCUCUGUCAAGGCAGUCAUUGGUUUGCAUUGUGUGGAAACCUUAACCUAGGUCUUAUCUGACUGAAACCCCACCUGAGGCAGGGACAGAGCCUCCAACCCUGCUCAAUCAAACCUGUACUCAUGAAGACCCACCGCUCUGUACUGGGAGCAAUGUUGUGCUGGCCUGUACUGGCUCAGAAUCAUUGCACUUGUUCUCUCUGCAUAGAUCUGCACUGGCUGCCUCAUCAUCAUCUAGGGCUCAGUUCCUAUGUCAGCACCUCAAAGGAACCUUUAUUGAUGAACUUUCCCAUCCUUUUUUAAAAGACUUUAUUUUGCCCUAUUAUUUAUUUUACCCUACUUUAUUCUUUUCAUAGCAGUUAUCACUAUCUCAAAUUCUUAAAUCCUUGUUUACAUCAACUCGAGAUGCUUACAUUCCAGUGCAGUGAGACAGACAAUAAAUAAAUAUAUGUUGGGUGAUGAUACAUGCUAUGCUGGAAAAAAAAAAGCAGACUAAGAGAGAUGGAGAUAAGGGGACACUCAAGUAGAGACUUAAAGGAAAUGAGGGAAUCUAUAUGAAUAUCUGAGAGAACAGCUUUCCAGGAAGGGGGAACAGCAAAUGCAAACACCCUGAAGCAGGAGCAUGUGUACUCUGCUUGUGGAACAGCAAGGAGGUUAUCUAUUUGAAUGAGUGAGAGAGACAGCAGUAGAAAUGAGACUAAGGAGGUAUGGGAAUGGUUGAUUAGAUUGCUUAGGGAUUUGGAGGCCUUGGUCAAGGACUGUGGCUUUAAAUCUGAGUAAGGUGGAAAGUCACUGUAUGUUUUUUGCACAGUAACAUGAUCUAUUCUUAAAAGGAUCAUUCUGACUACUGUAACUCAAUGGUGCCAAGGAGCCAAGCCAGGAUCAGUGGUGCAACCUUCUGGGAGGCUGUCCUAGGCUUGAUCAGGAAAUGACUUUCUAACUGAGCUGGUCAUAAAUGCCUCAGGAGAUGGUAAGCAAGUCCCAGAGUCAAAUGAACCCUGGGGGACUGGUUGCUGAGAAGGGAAGUUCUGCCCUCAGCCCUCAAGCAUCUAAUGGGAGUUGGAUGAGACAACUCUCCAAGUCUCUUCAAACUAGAGAUGAUGGGAAAUCAACUGAAAGGACUAUUUGCCUCAGAGUAGGGUUGACCACCUGGGAGGAUAAGGAGGUGUUCAGUGGUGGAAAUAUGGGGAGAGGCAACUCCUAAGUGAAGGAGCAGCAUGAGCCAAACUCUAGAGGUGAAUAAAUAGGGUCUUUGGGGAAUCUGGCAUGACCAGAAGGAAAGGUAUAUGAAGGAUAUGGAGAAAGAUGAAGCUGGAAAGAGAUGCAGGACCACACGGGGGGAAACUGAUAAUGUCUAGGAAACACUUGCCAGCACUUGUUGAAGAAACAAAAGAGAGAUCGUAGGAGCCAAAGAAGGAGGCUUUGACCAAUUAGUUCCUCUGAGCAGUUGUUUCCCUAAUAACUUUGUCAGAAACUUCUUGAGGGCAGGGCUGCACAAUGUUCACUGUGCUCCCUACUCCACUCCCCACUGGAAAAGGUAUCCAGAAAUGGCUCCCUAAUAACCAACAACAUAAAUAUGAGCUCCUGAGAGUGUGAGGGCCCUUUCCUGGGGGCUGUUCUGUGAGUUCAUCAUAAGAAGUUGGGAACAGACACUUCUGUGGUAGACCAGCCUUUGAUGGAAGACAGCUAUACUCAUGAGAUGCCACCAGAUGGAGUCCCUUCCUUCCAUCAACUCAGAACCACUCCACAAGCACCACCCUUGCUCAGAACCUGGUGACUUCUUUAUGGAACAAUGGGCCGUGGGCCUUCUAAUGAUUCCCAUGAACAGAUGAGUGCGCGAGUGCAUUCUUUCCAGGGCCAUAGGCCUGGUAACAACUCAACCUUAUGGAUUCACAAAAGGAAGUCCUGGGUCUUUCUGGCAGAAAGUACCCCUUCAGUCCUUUGAGUGUGAGGACAAACUUUCAGGAAAGACCUUUUGCAUGGACGGGGCGGUGGCUGCCUGCAUGGCGUGCUAAAUAGUUAGACAGACUUUUCUAGGAAACUAAGGAUUCCUAGAAGACAGAUCAUGUUCUGCCCAACCAGAAAAGAUGCUGUCCUUGUCAAGUGGUGAACUUUUAACUUCCUUAAGGGCCUUGCCCUUAGUGAGGCUUCUCAGUUUGAUUGAUUGGAUGGGUCCUGACCUGGGAGCCAGAAGGCCUGAUGACUGGGAAGGUCAAGCUGAGUCAGCUUGCCUCUUUUUCUUUCUUUCACUGCCUCAGUGUGGGGUCUCACUGUAUUUUGGAUUCCUGGGGCUGUGUUCUGUGAUAACUGGUGGCUGUAUUCUCUUUCUGCACUGGAAGAAGAACCUGUGGCAGGAGAAGUGUGUCCAGCAGUGGGUGGAAGUGAUGAGAGCUGCCACCUUCGCUUAUAGCCCAUUGUUAUAUUGGAUAAACAAGUGAAGGCACUAUGACAUGAAUGCAGCUGUCAACACAGGCCCUCCUCCAGCUGUUACCCAAACUGAGAUUAAAGUCCAGAUUUCGGAUUCUCUGUAGGAGGUGGACACCUCUCAAAGCAGGUGUUAUGCUGUCAGAGACAGCAGCCCCAUUGCACAGGCCCCUGUUCCCCUGCAACCUGCUCUGGUGGUCCCACAGCUCCCCUAUCUAGCCGGAUGCUGCAGCACCAGACCAGAUCCCCCAUUCCCGAUUCCCAUCUUUCAGGAGAUACCCUUUGCCUCACCCCUCCUUAACCUACCUCCCAUGCUGAACCACUCUGCCUCCUACCCAUUGGCCAACUGUCCUGAAAGGAAUGUCCACUUCCAUUCCGUUCCCACACUGGCCCAUAGGGUGAACUGUUUCAAUGCAAAGCCUUUUGCUUCAGGGUUGUAUCCUCCUCUCACUGAUGGUGGGAGCUUUAGGUACCAGGGGUAUUAGUAGAAAAUGGAGCUAACUUCAGGGAAGUGGUAUUGACACAAGAGGUCAGAGCCCAUUUGGAUGCUACAUUAUUAAAGAUUUUUUAAAAGUUAA